AUGUCUAUCUUUCUCUUUUAUUCUCGGUUUCGUUUCCCUCUUUCUAUUUUUAUCUUUUAUACUCUAUCGCUAUCUUUUUCUAUUAUUCUCUAUUUCCCCGAUUUCUACUUUUAUUCUCUAUUUCACUCGUUCUUGAUUCCAAUUUUAUUCUCUCUUUCUCUUCCUUUUAUUUUUCGUCUUUCUCGUUCUAUUUUUCUCUUCUUAUAUACCUCUUUCUCUUUCAUUGUAUAUAUCUCCCUUUUUAUCUUCCUUUCAUUGUCUAUCAUUCUCUUCUUCUUUUAUUCCCUAUUUUUCUAUAUCCCUCUUUUAUUCUCUAUCUCUGAUUUUCUAUCUUCUUUUUUUAUUCCCUCGUUCUCUUUUUCCUCGUGCAUUAUCUAUCCCUCGCUUUCUCUUUUAUUCUCUAUAUCUCUCUUUCUAUCUUUUCUCUUUUAUUUCCUAUCACUCUCUUCCUCUUUUAUUUUCUAUCUUUCGAUUUCUGUUUUUCUCUCUUUUUUUUUGUCAUCUCUCUCUUUUAUUUUCUAUUUCUCCAUUAUCUCUUUUAUUCUCUAUCUCUCCUUUUCUCUCUCUCUCUCUCUCUCUCUCUCUCUCUUCUUACAAUUAUUCUUCCCCUUUUCCUUUAUUAUAACACAACACAACGUCUUUUUAUCUUCCCCUGUUUACUUUUAUAUGCACAGGCGCCAUUCUCUUUCUUUUUACACUUGUUCUUCUCGCUUUCUGAGUAUUCCUCUUUUCUUUUUUUUCAUCUUUCCAUUUCACCUCUUUAUCCCUUUCCUCGCCCCCUCAUUCAUCUUCUUCUAUUCUCUGGCUUAA
Messenger RNA from Acanthosepion pharaonis, 810 nucleotides. Lineage: Eukaryota; Metazoa; Mollusca; Cephalopoda; Sepiida; Sepiidae. The record is from the annotation of a GenBank genome assembly.